AUGGGUUCUUUGGAGAAUGGAACACCCAAACCAAGAGAUGAAGAAGAACCAAUACUAAUGAAACAAACUCAGAGGUUCUGUAUGUUUCCAAUUCGAUACAAACAACUCUGGGAGAUGUACAAAAAGGCUGAAGCCAGUUUCUGGACCGCCGAAGAAGUAGAUCUCUCCUAUGAUGUACAUCAUUGGGCAACCUUGUCAGACUCCGAGAAGCACUUCAUAUCACACGUCCUUGCUUUUUUUGCAACAUCUGAUGGAAUCGUUUUGGAGAAUUUGGCUGCAAGGUUUCUGAAUGACGUUCAAAUCCCGGAGGCUCGGGCAUUCUACGGGUUUCAGAUAGCAAUCGAGAAUAUUCAUUCUGAGAUGUAUAGUUUGCUGUUGGAGACAUAUAUUAAAGAUUCAGUCGAGAAGCAUAAAUUGUUCAAUGCAAUUGAAAAUCUUCCUUGUGUUGCAAGGAAGGCUGAAUGGGCAUUGAGUUGGAUUAACAGUUCCACUUCAUUUGCGGAGAGGCUUGUUGGUUUUGCAUGUGUUGAAGGGAUAUUUUUCUCAGGAAGCUUCUGUGCCAUAUUCUGGCUUAAAAAGAGAGGACUAAUGCCAGGUCUGACAUUCUCAAAUGAACUAAUCUCUAGAGACGAGGGUCUUCACUGUGAUUUUGCUUGCAUGCUAUACAGCUUGUUACUGAGAAAGCUAGACUACGAGCGGGUUCAUAAUAUUGUACACGAAGCUGUUGAAAUUGAGACCGAGUUUGUCUGUGAUGCACUCCCUUGUGCUUUGAUUGGCAUGAACUCAAAGCUUAUGAGCCAGUACAUAAAAUUUGUUGCUGACAGGCUAUUGGUUUCCUUGGGUUGCACAAAAAAUUACGAAGUGGAAAAUCCCUUUGAUUGGAUGGAGUUUAUUUCUCUGCAAGGAAAGGCCAACUUUUUUGAGAGAAGGGUUGGUGAUUAUCAGAAGGCAUCUGUGAUGUCAAGCCUCCAAGAUGAUGGGAAGAACUUUGUUUUCAAGCUUGAUGAGGACUUCUAA
Molecule: messenger RNA, 1017 nt
Organism: Vicia faba (fava bean)
Lineage: Eukaryota; Viridiplantae; Streptophyta; Magnoliopsida; Fabales; Fabaceae
Source: the annotation of a GenBank genome assembly